Molecule: messenger RNA, 1689 nt
Organism: Chaetomium strumarium
Lineage: Eukaryota; Fungi; Ascomycota; Sordariomycetes; Sordariales; Chaetomiaceae
Exons: 1
Coding region: 176-1669 (497 amino acids)
Source: RefSeq, a predicted model, not a curated record
CACCAGGGGAGCCCUCCGCCCGCAAGAACUCCUUGUGCAGACCAGACAAGGGAUGGGUUUGCCUUUGACAGCCCAAGAUAUAACCUCACAUCGCCCACAUCCUGCGCAAGUAUCUUUACCCUCCGUCUACAUCGUCAUGACGCGGAACUUCUGCAGGCCCUGAAGCUUGAAAAUCAUGUCCUCGCAUUCCAAGGAGGAGAAGCCUGAACCAGCAAAUCCGGCUGUACCGUCUAGCAACGCGGGAACGAGCGAGCAAGUCACGUCUACCAAGCGAUCCGCUGCUGAUGACGAGCUCCAGUUCAUCUCGUCGAACCCCGUCAAGAAGCGACGGCCGAUAGCGCAGAAACGCCUUGAGAUGACCCAGCCCCCGGACACUCUUGCACUACCUCUCAGCAAUACACAGCAAAACGUCACGCGGCUCCGAGCUCAUGUGGAUAUGGCACGGCCUUCAGCAAUGUCUUCACAGACUCCUGCCAUCGACCAACAGCAGACUACCGCAUCGUCCCAAGUUCCUGAGCGUUGCCGGAGCCUGGCGCCAGCUAGCGAGGCAACACGCCCUGCGCCUAACCCGCCUCUGGAGAGCCGGGGAGCGUCACUUCCGGUCUUGGAGAACUUCGCCUUUCCGCAGUCGUCCGCUCCGCAGCCCAUUCGGCCAACUCCAUCCUCGGAGGCCGUCUCUCCCAAACAGCUCCCACAAGGCCCGCCAUCCUCUCUCGGGGCGGAUGCCCGGAACCAAUCGGUCGCACCUACCCCUGACGUACCCUCGCAAAACUCUGUCACACUCAACCAGAUCUCCUGUCUCGACGUCAACGGCGUGCCUACGAACACGCCCGGGUUCGAACUGGGCCCGAUCUUCUCCGCCAAUGGCAGCGUCAUUAGCGGCUCUGGGAUGGGCAACAUGCGCAGCUCGGAAGCUGUCCCAGCCCCGCCCCUGGGCCCUGCUAUGCCACCCUUCAACCCUAUGGCUAGCCCUAACGCGAUACCGUUCACAAUGUACUCGACGGGAAACAUUGUCACAAUACCGCAAAUGCAGCAUUGCAUGAGCCCGCUCCCGGCAUCGUUCCCUCCUGGCGCAAUGCAACCUCCUCCUCAGCACGGCAGAGUGUCGAUUCCCGGCAAUCAGACACAGACACAGACUACGAUGCAGCCAGCUGUACCUGGACUGCCUCACGGAGCCCACACUCACACAACACACGGCCGCUCUUCCUCUCCACAUCCGGCAUACCGGCCUCCGUGCCUCCACUGCGAGCGGAUUCGACAGGAGAACCUCCUCCGCCGGGCCCAUGGAUCGCCUCGACUCCCAGCAAGUGCUGACCCGCGUCACCUUCCAGAGGGCCAGGGGCAGAGCUCCCAGCAUUCAUCUCUCUCCCCGACGAGUAGCCACGUCCGUCAUCCAACACCGGCUGAGCAGCCGGGGCCAACUCCCCGCUCGACCCCAGCGUUCCGUCAGCCAGCACAGGAACACAGCCAGUUCCAACACCGCUGGCCUGCGCCGCCGGCCCCUCCCGUGUCGCUUGGACUCUCUCCGUCUCGCAGCAUCGUGCAAGAUAUCGCCGACACGGUCCGGGCCAGCUUUCCCUACGUCCAGGUGGCGGCGCGGCAUGGCAUGACGCCGGCCAAGGUCGCCGAGCUGCUUUCUAGGAUACUCGUUCCCACGACAGUGAUGUGACCCAGGCCCGGGAAGUGGGC